Molecule: messenger RNA, 1291 nt
Organism: Drosophila rhopaloa
Lineage: Eukaryota; Metazoa; Arthropoda; Insecta; Diptera; Drosophilidae
Exons: 2
Coding region: 62-1132 (356 amino acids)
Source: RefSeq, a predicted model, not a curated record
UCAGCGCUUAUUGUAAAGAGUAUUCGGUGUGAAGUCUUAUUCAAGAAAAUCUGCUUUCAAAAUGAAGUUGUUCUUAAUAACAUUAUUCGGUUUACUUGGCAAUUUCGCCAUCGAUGCUGUACCACAAGCAACUGUACAACCGCCAACCAAAAGUCAAAGUAUGGAUUGGAAUCUAUACCUUAAUAAAUUGCAGAACAAGGCCCAACUCGUUCAGGACAUGAAGAACGAUCUGAAUAGUGCCAGCAUAGAUAAAAAUCUGAACGAUGAAACGGAAAAGAUCAACGAUUAUAGUGCAACGUAUUCGACUGAAGUUCAACAAUUAGUAUCUAAUAUAAGACCUUCACUUCUUACUGCUCAUGAUAGCAUCAUUGAUGCUAUUUCUAUUAUGCAUGGAUGGUGCAGUGGUGCAGAUAUCUUACUGGCCGCAUUUCUAGACACGUUCCCUUCAAACGACAUUGCAACGCGUGAUGAAACUUUGAAAGAUUUAUUCGAUUCAGACUCUUCAACAGAAAUAAUGAACAAGUUGAAAGAGGCAUCCGACAUGUUGGGCAGUGCUUCGAGUUUAGUAUCAAAUAUUUCAAGCGAAUUCGAUUCUGAUUCCACGGAACGCAGUCCUUUGUUCCAAGAGUUGUUGCGUCACGAAAUACUCAGCGAUGAGAAUAAACAGUACCCUGCACGUCUUGUCGAAAAAAUCCUUGAACAAAUGCAAGAAUAUAUUGACCAUCCAGAUCUCUUGGAACUGGUGCUAUCAAAAACCAAUCUUGCGGGUGCUGUUGCGAUCUCAGUUCUUCGUUCUCAUGCCAACCAAGAAGCACCACCCACUACCCACCAAACCCCCAAAGAAACAACUGUCGAUCCACAAACUUAUGUUCGAUUUAGAGAUCGUGUCUUGCAUCGAUUUAAAUCGACGAAAAAUUUUUUCAUCGCUUAUAAAAGCAGUAUAGAUAGAGCCAUCAGUAGCAUAGAUGAGAUUAAUGCAAAGGUUUUGAGAAACAAUCAGCCUGCAGCUGCAAUGGGAAACGUACAACCACAAUACACACCAAAUAACCAGCGCAUUACCGAUGCAAGACUAAAGAAUGCUGCCAAAGCAUUGAAAAACAAUUGUCAAAAAUUUUCGAAUGCACAAAUUUAAAAAGUUGUUGACUAUAACCAGUUUCGAAAUGUCCGAGUGUAAAAUGUUCAGAUGUGGAACCACGUUUUAACAAUUUAAACAAUUUAAUUUUGCUCAAUAUUUCAGAUGUUUCAACUAAAUAUUAUAGUUUCAUGAAUAAAAUUCUAAUAUGAACGACUA